GGUGUGUGUGGUGUCAUGAUUACAAACUGGUCAGAUGCAGCAUUCUCUGACCUUUCUGUGAUGUUUCUUGUGUUUCCAGCAGGCCUUGGAGAAAUCACCCAGCAGCUGAAUCAGAGUGAACUAGCUGUUUUACUGAACUUGCUGCAGAGCCAGACUGAUCUGAGCGUCCCACAGAUGGCCCAGCUGUUAAAUGUACACUCUAACCCAGAGAUGCAGCAACAGCUGGAGGCUCUCAACCAGUCCAUCAACGCUCUGACAGAAGCCACAACUCAGCAGCAGGAGUCUCAGGCAGCAGCAGCAGCAGCAGCAGCAGAGGAAGCCAUAGAAGAGCCACCCACGGAGGCCCAGCCACCGGAGGAGCAGGUGACUCCAGAAGCAGCUGGUGCUCAGGGAGACAUGCAGAACGUGCUGGCCGUUCUGCUCAGUCAGCUGAUGAAGAGCCAGGAGCCUGUCCUAACCCUGGAGGAAAGCAAUGGGGAGAAGAGCAGCGAGCAGCGGGGGCUGAGAAAAACCCCUACAAUGCAUCAGGAGGAAAGCACAGCAACAUCCUGUGACGACCUCACCAAAUUGUAGAAGCGCCUCCUGAGUAUGUCUCAGACUCUCCAGGGAGCCUCUUUUGGCCCGAUACACAACUCCUCUGCAAUGUAGCUGAACGUGCUGUGUUCUCGUGCCUUCAACACACCCGCCCACCACAAGCCAGUUGUGAUUGUGCUUUUUUUUCCUUUUUUUCUUCU
Messenger RNA from Meleagris gallopavo (turkey), 734 nucleotides. The record is from RefSeq and is a predicted model, not a curated record. NCBI's taxonomy places the organism in Eukaryota, Metazoa, Chordata, Aves, Galliformes, Phasianidae.